Chondrus crispus (carragheen) is the source of this 1695-nucleotide messenger RNA. Its product is annotated as Glutamyl-tRNA Synthetase, chloroplast. Gene Ontology annotation, molecular function: ATP binding; zinc ion binding; glutamate-tRNA ligase activity. Gene Ontology annotation, biological process: glutamyl-tRNA aminoacylation. The transcript has a single exon. The record is from RefSeq and is a predicted model, not a curated record. Bases 1 to 1695 code for a protein of 564 amino acids. NCBI's taxonomy places the organism in Eukaryota, Rhodophyta, Florideophyceae, Gigartinales, Gigartinaceae.
AUGAGCUCCGCGAUAGCGAGAGCAGCCUUUGCAACGUCCACGUCCGUUUCCUUGCGACGCUCCUCUCCAUUGCCCUCAUCGUUCCAGUCUCUUUCACGACCCGUUUUGUGGCGGUCCGCCGCAUUGAGAUCUCGUCGGUUCGCAACUCCUUCAGCAACAGUAGCACCGGCGACAAAGCAGGUACGCGUUCGUUUUGCACCGUCACCAACUGGUGCACUUCAUGUCGGUGGAGCACGCACCGCUUUGUACAACUGGUUGCUUGCACGACAAACAAAGGGUGCGUUUCUAGUCCGUGUUGAAGAUACCGAUGUUGUACGUUCAACUCGAGAGUCAGAGGAUAUGGUUCUCGAAGAUCUGACAUGGUUGGGGCUUCAUUGGGAUGAAGGGCCGCGAGUUGGCGGUGAUAGAGGUCCCUAUCGACAGAGUGAGCGAUCUACAAUUUACGUAGAGCUCGCGGACAAGCUGGUCAGGGAGGGCAAAGCAUACCCCUGCUUCUGUACAGAGGAAGAGCUGGACAGGAAAAGAGAGGAAGCAGAGCGAGAAGGAAGACCUCCGCAAUAUGACGGGACUUGGAGAGAUGCCGAUCCGGAGGAGGUCAAGAAAAGAAUUGACAACGGCGAACAGUAUACUGUCAGGUUUAAAGUCCCGUCUGGAAGCAGGGUCAUCAUUGAUGAUGCAGUCCGCGGUAAAGUGGCAUGGGACGCAGAUUCUACUGUGGGCGACUUCAUCAUUCUGCGGAGCACAGGUGUGCCGGUUUACAACUUUUGCGUAGCGGUUGAUGACGCUUUGAUGGGCGUUUCAACAGUACUUCGUGCAGAGGAGCAUCUAACAAACACUCUGCGCCAGGUGCUCAUUUUGCGCGCGUUGGACUUCGAGACUCCUGAGUACGCGCACUGUUCACUCAUCCUGGGUUCAGAUCGCUCCAAACUGUCAAAACGACAUGGGGCAACAUCUGUUACGCUAUUCCGAGAGGAGGGAUAUCUACCCGUUGCUAUGAUCAAUUAUCUAGCGAUGCUGGGAUGGAAUGAUGGCACUGAGAAGGAGAUCUAUACUGUUGAAGAACUAAUCGAAGUGUUCGACAUUCACCGAAUCACCAAAUCACCUGCCAUGUUUGAUGGGGACAAGCUGCGCUACAUCAACGGACAGCAUUUACGCGCGUUGCCUUCCAAAGAGUUGGAGGAUCUUGUUCUUGCAGAAUGGAAGCUGUCUGGAGUGUUUAACGAUACUCUGGAGGCAGAUUCGCCUCUGGCGCAAGCUGCUGUUGCGCUCGUGCGUGGAUCUUUAGAACUUGUGAAUGAUGCGAAUGAGGAAAUGCAGAAGGCGUUUGCAUACCCGUUGGACGAGACGCUUGCAUCAGGGGAGGCAGACGAGUUGAUAGGAGAGGAUGGUGGUUUCAAUGAGGUCGCUAGUGCCGCGCUUCGCGCUUACGAUGCGGGGGAAUUGCCGAUUGGAGAUGACGGGGAAGAGCACAAAGGGAAGUGGAAAAAAUGGGUCAAAGCAGUAGGGAAAGAGUAUGGUCGGAAAGGAAAACGAUUGUUUCAUCCACUUAGACUAGCGCUCACUGGAAAAAUGAGCGGACCGGAUGUGGGUGAAAUCCUGCAGAUUUUGUACUUGACAGAGAAGGGUGAAGCCGCAACGAGUUUUGUUCCACUUGCAGAGCGAAUGGAAGCUUUGAGGAACAAACUAGGGGCUUAG